Elaeis guineensis (African oil palm) is the source of this 517-nucleotide messenger RNA. Its product is annotated as large ribosomal subunit protein eL38z/eL38y. Gene Ontology annotation, biological process: protein-RNA complex assembly; translation. The record is from RefSeq and is a predicted model, not a curated record. NCBI's taxonomy places the organism in Eukaryota, Viridiplantae, Streptophyta, Magnoliopsida, Arecales, Arecaceae. Gene Ontology annotation, cellular component: cytosolic large ribosomal subunit; ribosome. Gene Ontology annotation, molecular function: structural constituent of ribosome.
CAAGCUGUGUGUUUUAUGACUUUUCCUGUAAUUUUACAGCCGAAACAAAUACAUGAGAUCAAGGACUUCCUUCUCACAGCGAGAAGAAAGGAUGCUCGUUCCAUCAAGAUCAAGAGGAGCAAGGAUGUUGUGAAGUUCAAAGUCCGAUGCUCGAAAUACCUCUACACGCUCUGCGUUUUCGACUCUGAAAAGGCUGAUAAGUUGAAGCAAUCACUUCCUCCAGGUCUCAGUGUUGAAGAUCUGUGAGGAUUGGAGGAGCUCUUAAGCUUGGGUGGUGAAAAUUGUUUUUCUUGUUCUUUGUAGUGAAAUCUUUAAAAUGUUGGAGUUGUAGGUGAUUAACUUUUUUAAAACAAUGUGAGGAACAUGUGUUAUACGGAGAAGUUUUGUUAAUUGUUGCUUCGGUGUUGCUAGGCCUUUGUUUCCCCGACUUAUGCCAAUGACCUGCUUCUCUUCUCCAGUCUCAUAUUCUAUGAUAUUGCCUGGCAAGUUUGGUGAAAUUUUGCUCAUUCCAAUUUCA